AUGGAGGCCGUGUUGAGGAUCCUCGCGCUGAGCAUCUUCCGCUGUAGCUUGGCGGCCUCCCAGAAGCAAAGCAGGCGCGAGAUGAAAGCAGUCGCGCUGCUUAUGGCGGUGGCCGUUGUGGCUACCUUUGUCAUCUACCCACUGACUGUGGUGCUUUCCGAGCGUCGCUGCCGCUAUGUCCGCCGCCUCUUCUUUCAGUUCUUCGUCUCGGACCUGGUCCGCGGGCUGCCCUUGGCACUUGCCAUAUCUUCAGCCUGGUAUGUGCUGCUCACGGCUUGCGGCGCUCGCGACCGUGUACUCCAAGAUGAGGUGCAGCUGACCGCGCUGGACUCGUGGAAGCUUCUGCCGGCCUUUUCCGAGGAGGGGGAUUUGUCGAUCAGGUGA
This is a messenger RNA of Symbiodinium sp. CCMP2592, 384 nucleotides long. The record is from the annotation of a GenBank genome assembly. Lineage: Eukaryota; Dinophyceae; Suessiales; Symbiodiniaceae.